AUGGAGGUGAACAGAGAUUCCAACAAUUUAUUUUGCAAAGAAACAAUUUCUGAAAAUGAAGUCAAGCCUUUAGAAUUUGUAAAAGUUGAAAUUAAACAAGAGAUAUCUGAAAAUGAAGUCAAACCUUUAGAAUUUGUAAAAGUUGAAAUUAAACAAGAGAUAUCUGAAUAUAAUGAUUGGCCAGAUAAUUCACAAGAUUUAAGUUCCUUUUGUCUAAAUAAUAUAAAACAUGAAAUGGAAGACACAAAACCUGAACCUUUCCAAUUUAAUGAAAAUAAGAAAUAUAGAUACAAGAAUUUAAAAAACUAUGAAAAAGGGCUGAUCAGACAAAAUAUUAAGAACCCUUCAGAAUUUUUACCCUUUCUAUUCCAAUAUCGAGUGUCACACAACAGUUGAGGUGAUGGAACAAAAUCAAUGUUGAACAUUAAUUACUACAUUUUUAUUUCAAGUCAUAAACACUUUUUCCACCUACCUCUAUCCAAAGUAUACAUUUCCUGACCUCAUUGUAGGGAGCAAAGUCAUACUUUUCCUCCCUAGAGAGACAAAGUACUUUCACUUCAAAGUAUUUUUACUCCCUGGGGAGUAAAAGUGACGUCAUGGUAUUUCAUUGAUACAAUAACUUAUUGACGCAACACUAAACUAAUUUAAUGUAAUAUAAAUAAUUAUUGUUAUUUACAACUUGGGCAUAUUUUCAGAGCACAUUGUAAAUACAGAUAAUAUAGAUAAUUUACACACAAAACAU
Messenger RNA from Diabrotica virgifera virgifera (western corn rootworm), 742 nucleotides. RefSeq lists its product as uncharacterized. The transcript has 2 exons. NCBI's taxonomy places the organism in Eukaryota, Metazoa, Arthropoda, Insecta, Coleoptera, Chrysomelidae. Bases 1 to 396 code for a protein of 131 amino acids. The record is from RefSeq and is a predicted model, not a curated record.